This is a messenger RNA of Panicum virgatum (switchgrass), 1275 nucleotides long. RefSeq names its product ethylene-responsive transcription factor 1-like. Bases 215 to 1129 code for a protein of 304 amino acids. NCBI's taxonomy places the organism in Eukaryota, Viridiplantae, Streptophyta, Magnoliopsida, Poales, Poaceae. The record is from RefSeq and is a predicted model, not a curated record. Gene Ontology annotation, biological process: regulation of DNA-templated transcription; ethylene-activated signaling pathway. The transcript has a single exon. Gene Ontology annotation, molecular function: DNA binding; DNA-binding transcription factor activity.
UUCGGGACGAGGCCCCGCCGUCGCGGCGCUUUUCUUUCCUUCUCGGCUUCUCCCGCUUGCCCUUGACCCCCUCGCCCGGUCGCCCCGUCCAAGCGGCUCCCGACCUCCCUAUAAAGUCGCCACCGCCGGCGACCGGCACCAUCACACCACCACACCGAUCUACAACUGCUUCACAGAAUCACAGUUCAGUCAUCACUCCGACCGACAGAGCAAGAUGUGCGGCGGUGCGAUCCUCGCGGAGCUCAUACCCAGCGGCGGCCGGAGGGGAGCCCCCGCCGCGGCGGCCAAGGACGACGACUUCGAGGCCGCCUUCCGGGAGUUCGACGAGGACUCCGAGGAAGAGGUCGUGAUGCUGACGGAGCGCAAGGCGUCCGCGCUUGGCGCCCGCGCCGCCGGGGCCCGGCGCAACAUGCGUCCGAGCCAGUACCACGGCGUCCGGCGGAGGCCGUGGGGCAAGUGGGCGGCCGAGGUCCGCGACCCCGUCAGGGGCGUCCGCGUCUGGCUCGGCACCUUCGCCACCGCCGAGGCCGCCGCGCGCGCCUACGACGACGCGGCGCGCGACCUCCGCGGCGCCGGCGCCAAGCUCAACUUCCCGUCCUCCGACACGGCGCGCACCCGCAAGCGACGCGCCGCCGCCGCGAUCGCCAAGGCGGCGCCGUACGUCGACCUCGUCGACGACGGAGCGGAUGUUCUCGGCGCGCACGCGCUGUCGUUCAAGAACGAGGCCGCCGAAACCAGCGACACCAUCUCCGGCGGCAGCAGCUGCGGCGGCUCCCUGCCGGACUUCUCGUGGCAGGGCAUGUCCGCGACCGACGACGGCGCGGCGCGGCCUGAUGCUGACUUCCACAUCGAGCCAGACGGGCCCGUGGUGGAGCUCGGCUGCCCCAGCAAGCGGGCCCGUACCGUACCCCAGGAGGAGGUGGUGGUGGCGCCACCGGCGGCGUCCGAGGGAUCCGCCACCCUGCUGUUGGACGUUUUCAUGUUCGGAGACCAGUUCAGCUUCUUCGACGGCGGCGCGUACGAGUCUCUGGACGGCCUGUUCGGCGGCGACGCCGUGGAGAGCAACCAGAGCGCGGUGCUCUGGAGCUUCGACGACAACCGUCUUGUCGAGGACACCAUGUGCUAUUAGUUGUUGGCCUGUCCCCUGCGCUUCAGUGCUUCACAGUCGCUGUACAAAUGCUCUUGUUGCUGUGAGCAAAGCGUCCCUGUAAUUUCAAACUCUGUGCAGCAGCAUAUGAGUUUUUUUCGAGUAUCGAGUCUGCAUCUUGAUCGUUA